AUGUUGUGAUCUGUAAAAACAAAAUGUGUGUGCAAACAGCUAAAUGCAAAGAUGAAAUACAUACACUAUAUUGCCAAAAGUAUUGGGACACCCCUCCAAAUCAUUGGAUUCAGGUGUUCCAAUCACCUCCAUGGCCACAGGUGUAUAAAAUCAAGCACCUAGGCAUGAAGACUGCUUCUAUAAACAUUUGUCAAAGAAUGGGUCACCCUCAGGAGCUCAUUGAAUCCAAGCGUGAUACCAUGAUAGAUUGCCACCUGUGCAAUAAGUCCAUCCGUGAAAUUUCCUUGCUACUAAAUAUUCCACGGUCAACUGUUAGUGGUAAUAUAACAAAGUGGAAGCAACUGAGAACAACAGCAACUAAGCCGUGAAGUGGUAGGCUACUUAAAAUGACAGAGGGGUCAGCGCAUGCUGAAGUGCAAAGUGCGCAGAAGUCGCCAACUGUCUGCA
Messenger RNA from Staurois parvus, 447 nucleotides. The record is from the annotation of a GenBank genome assembly. Lineage: Eukaryota; Metazoa; Chordata; Amphibia; Anura; Ranidae.